Molecule: messenger RNA, 727 nt
Organism: Brassica napus (rape)
Lineage: Eukaryota; Viridiplantae; Streptophyta; Magnoliopsida; Brassicales; Brassicaceae
Source: RefSeq, a predicted model, not a curated record
AUGAUCCUCAUAGCAUUGAUCCAUCUCUAGUUUAUCCUUACACGAUUUGAUGGUGUGUGAGGAUCCAGGGACAAUGCUUACAUUGAAAGUGGAGUUAAUAGUCUCUCGGAGCUCUCUAUGUCCAAGUUCUUAGGAGUUCGGAAGCUCCUUACAUUGUUCACAAACACACAUGUCGUUCUUUAUCAUUGACUCUCUGUUUUGUCUCUUUUUAAAAAACAAGCACUUAUCUCAACUACUUAAGAUUUCCUACUAGACUUCUUUUCCAAAAAUAGCACAUUCUGUUCAUCUGCAGUUUAUAUUUCAGUCUAAGAUUAGGUUUGAUGCUUUUUUUUAUCAAAAGGGUUUGAUGCUUAAUAAAUGUUUAGGUUGAAGAAUUAAAUCACAUUGAUGGUUGUUUGUUGGGCUAUCUAAACACAUUCAUUGCUAAGUAUUUGGAGUAAGUCUCUUGACCUAGUAAAGAUCUUCACAUGUUUAUGAAAAGAAAUACACUAAUUAUCUUGAUGCGGUUGCUUUUACCUCCUGAUGGGUUUGUGCUUUAGCCUUUGAAAGUUGCAGCAGCAAACAGGGCAUUUUUUUUUCUAUAAUGGAGAUCUGAAGGAUCAAUGACAUUAGCUACCAAAAAAUGUUUGUACAGUGUGGUUUAGUUUGUAAAAUUUAUAGAAGACAAUUAUGUAUAACUUAACCACAAUUAAAUCUGGAGUAACAGAAAUACCCACCUACCUGCCUA